CUGAGAUGCCGCUGAAAUUGAGUAUUGGAAAACGGCCUAGGACAAGACUGUAUACUGCACUGCAGCGAAAUUGCGCUGCAGUCUUGUCCUAGGAAUUAGGCCGCAAAUAAGUACAGUAAUAUAAGUUACAUUGACUGUAUUUGUAUAGAUUUGCUCUAGAAAUACCCUCACGUUUUGCUCUUUGCUUUGGCAAAGAUAGGCCUAUCUGUUCUUUUCAAAUAUUGCAGUUGCGUCGUUUUUAGUCCAUAUAGGCUGUAGUCCAGAAGCAGUACUGGUAGUCAGGUAAAUUCAUAAGCAAUUCAAGAUGUCUUCCAUUCGAGUCAAGAGCCGACGUGUGUUGCUUAGGGACAACGGCACCAUAGGACCAGCUGUUGUGGAGAUAGUUAAUGGGAAGAUUUUCAGGAUUGUGGAAGGAGAUAAAUACAGUGGUCCAUGGGAUGAAGCAAAGGAUAUUGAUGCUGGACAGUACCUUGUCAUGCCCGGGAUUGUGGACAGUCAUGUUCAUGUCAACGAGCCAGGACGCACAGAGUGGGAGGGGUACGAGACAGCCACCAAGGCGGCAGCAGCUGGUGGGAUAACAACCAUCGUAGACAUGCCCUUAAAUUGCAUUCCUUCCACAGUGAGCUUAGAUGCCUUCAGGACAAAGUUAAUCUACGCAGCCGAGAUGGCACAUGUCGAUGUUGCGUUCUGGGGUGGAGUCAUACCGGGAAAUGAGCUAGAGUUGAAGCCUAUGAUUCGUGAGGGCAUCGCUGGGUUCAAGUGUUUUCUGAUCCACAGCGGAGUGGACGAGUUCCCCCAUGUUACCGAGGAUGACCUGCACAAAGCCAUGAAGGAACUGCAGGGCACCGACAGUGUGCUGCUGUUCCAUGCUGAAGUGGAGACAGACCUCCAACCAGAUGACAAUCUGACUGCUCCAACUGCCUAUGAGACAUUUCUGAAGUCCAGGCCAAAAGCCAUGGAGAAUGAAGCCAUUCGAUUGGUCGCCAAGUUGUGCUUGCAGUACAGGGUGCCCUGUCACAUUGUUCACCUCUCCUCAGCGGAGGCCCUUCCCAUCAUUCUCGAUGCCCGCAAACAGGGCGCUCCCAUCACCGUAGAAACGUGCCAUCACUACCUCUCGCUGGAUGCGGAAACUGUGCCCAGCGGAGCCACGCAGUUCAAAUGCUGCCCACCAAUCAGGGAACACGAGAACCAGGCUAGGCUUUGGUCUGCUGUCACCUCUGGCGACAUUGAUAUGAUCGUGUCGGAUCACUCCCCAUGCACGGCUGACCUCAAACUUACUCAAGAAGGCGACUUCAUGAAGGCAUGGGGAGGGAUUUCAUCUUUGCAGUUUGGAUUAUCACUGUUCUGGACUGGGUCACGGAAUCGAGGCAUGCAUAUUCAUGAGCUAGUCCGCCUGAUGUGUGAACGGACUGCCCAGUUGGCUGGCCUGGCAGACAGUAAGGGGCAACUCAAGGUGGGCAUGGAUGGAGACCUAGUGAUAUGGGACCCAGAAGCAGAAUUCCAGGUCACUCGAGACAAGAUCCAACAUCGGAACAAACUGACCCCUUACGAGGGCAAAGUCCUAAAGGGUGUAGUCCACAAGACGCUGGUCAGGGGUCAGGUGGUGUACGACGGGGGACGACACUCGGGGAAACCGCUCGGCAAGCUGUUGUUCAGGGGGACGGCAGGGGGCCAGUCUGCAUCCCCGAAACAUUGAGAGGUGCUAAACGGGCCAGACGCUUGCGGUUACAUCACAAAGUGCUGUUGACAUUUGGAAGCAAGGGUCCACUCCAUUUUGGACAAGUGAUUUUCAUUGCAAAUGCAACUAGAGGUCAGGGCCUACGUUAACUUUUGACCCCUAUCCAUCAUACCCAGUGCAUCAAAACAACAGUAGAUCCACCAACAACUGCUAUAGGACACACAAUUUCAACUUGGCCUUGCCCGCCGCCGCUCGGAUUUUAAUUCACCAAAGUUGACACAAAUUAGUUGGUAUUCAUUCAAACAGUCCCAAUUACUCGUUAUAAUUUAAAACUUAGUCUUCGAAGAUAAUGACAUAGCAAAACACUGUUAUAAAUUAAUUUAACAAUCCUUAGAGCAAACAAUUCGAGAGGCAUAUUAAAUUCGUAACAAUGCUAUGAUGAAAAUGUUUUUGUAACUAAUUUUCAAACUUUACGUGCUUCACAACUUUUCUGUAGUACUGUCCCUGUACUCUCAAGUUAUUCCUUUCAAUACAAAUGUUUAUGAAUUCUAAAAAACUGAAAUCAAACCAUGUGAAUGGUAAAACCGGUUCAGGUUGCUUAACAUUUUCUUUCGUUCCAAAAUUAUUGUUAUGUGAUAAAAAUAAAGUCAUUUAUCAUAUUUUCUUUUACUUGCAUUAAGCUGGGACUGAGUCUAAAAAAUUGUUCAUUGUUUUAGAGAAAAACUGCCUUUCAAAAUGAAAUAUUUUUCAUUGAUCAGUCCCGGUAUUUCUGUUGGUUUGUUCAAGAAAUGGAAGGGUUUGGAUUUAUUAUGUUGAGUGCUCAGCAAGUUUUGAACAGAGCUGAAGAUUUUAUUUACAAACUGCUUGGUAAAAGUGAGAUAAUUUGCCUUUCAUGAUGCUAAUUCCGUGAUUAUUUUCCACUGGAAAGAAUGCUCACUUUCGUAUCAUCUUGCAUGAUCUGUCAUGGUCUUUUUUAGGAGGGAAAAAUCAUUUCAGAUUAAACAUGAGGAAAAAGAAGAAAAAUCAAGUGCAUAUUUUUAACAUGAAGGAAGAGUUAAAGAGCUGUGUGUUUGAGAUACGUGGCUACUGCUGGCAAGAAUGUGCCUACAGUAGCUACAUUCAAUACAAUAUUACUUUCAUUCAUGCAUGAAAAAGAGAAACUGGUAUUUAUACAAAUUCUGUAUCUUGAAAAUUUGCCUACAUGUGAUUAAACCUUUGUCUAGAAAAUA
Acanthaster planci (crown-of-thorns starfish) is the source of this 2907-nucleotide messenger RNA. Its product is annotated as allantoinase, mitochondrial-like. The record is from RefSeq and is a predicted model, not a curated record. Gene Ontology annotation, cellular component: cytoplasm. Gene Ontology annotation, molecular function: allantoinase activity; cobalt ion binding; zinc ion binding. Gene Ontology annotation, biological process: purine nucleobase catabolic process; allantoin catabolic process. Lineage: Eukaryota; Metazoa; Echinodermata; Asteroidea; Valvatida; Acanthasteridae.